This is a messenger RNA of Rotaria sp. Silwood1, 782 nucleotides long. Lineage: Eukaryota; Metazoa; Rotifera; Eurotatoria; Philodinida; Philodinidae. The record is from the annotation of a GenBank genome assembly.
AUGGCGGCAAGAUUAAGUGAACCAGAUAAUAACUGGAGUGUGCUAGCGUUAGAUCGUGGAAGUGCAAGCGAUUCAACACCACAAUAUGAAGUGGACGGCGAUCUUAGUGGUGUAUAUGAUCCAAAUUAUUUCUCGGUGCCACAAGAUUAUCUGCUGGGACGUCUAGUACGAAAUCCCCGAUAUUAUGGUAUUGGUGGAACAGCCAUGAUCAAUGGGAUGACCGCGAUUGCGCCUUCUCGACAUUUGCUAGAUCAACUCUGGCCAAAUGGAUGGAAAUGGGAUGAUCUGUUCCCUUAUAUGGUAAAGAUGCAAAAUCAUUAUUGUUACUAUCUCCCAUCAUCAUUAACUGGAAUAUCCGAUUCAGAUUGUCGAUUGUGGCACGGUCAAGAUGGUCCACUCAAUAUAGCUCCACCAUUAUUUGGGAACAUGUCUGAUUUACUGAUUGAGAUGAUGAACGAAUGUGAGCAAGAUGUUGGAUUCAUGACUGAUUAUGAUAAUCCUACUAAGCAAUAUGGUUGCUAUUUUCAGCAACAGUUUCGUAAACCAUUGAAUAAAACGGAUCCGAAUUCUUCAAGUAUACGAGCAAGUACAUGGGAAGCUUAUUUGAAAGGAAUUAAUCGUACUAAUCUUCAAAUAUUGGAUUCAGCAACUGUUUUAAAACUUGUCUUCGAUGGUAAUGAACCUACAAAAUGUAUCGGCGUAGUGUAUGAAUAUAAAGGACAAGUGUACACAGCGACAGCAAGGAAAGAAGUUAUUCUAUCUGCUGGUGUUUUUGAUACACC